This is a messenger RNA of Anguilla anguilla (European eel), 3497 nucleotides long. RefSeq names its product BCL3 transcription coactivator (gene bcl3). NCBI's taxonomy places the organism in Eukaryota, Metazoa, Chordata, Actinopteri, Anguilliformes, Anguillidae. Gene Ontology annotation, molecular function: protein binding. The record is from RefSeq and is a predicted model, not a curated record. The coding region runs from base 576 to 2660 and encodes 694 amino acids. The transcript is spliced from 9 exons.
CAACUGCUCAUUCCUCUUGCACGUACCGAACGGACUGGUGUCUGUAUGUGCUGUGCAUUGCUUUCAACUGGAAUACGCUGGAGCGAAGCCUACACAGGUCAAACGAGAUUUUGAUUAUAUUGUACAGUGGCGAUAAUCAAAUUUUCCUUGAUGAUAUUCUUUUACUGGGUUGUACUGCUUUCUCGUAUUUACUUUAGGGACUUUUUUCCUAUUAUGAAACUGCUACUGAAUGUUCAGUGAGUUAGGGCUAUUCCAGUUCUCUCAGCAUUGGAUUGUUUGAACUCAACUUGCUAAGUGAAUGCAGCUGAAUUGAAUUGGAAGAACUCCAUGAAUGCUGGAAUAAGAGUGUGAAUCCUAUUUCAAAUUAUUAAUUUAACCCACUCUUUCAAGUUGGCUAUUGUAUGGUUUAUGGAAAUGGAUUUUUGGUCUACUGAUCACUUUGGGAGGUAUUCCCACAGUAAAAUACCUAAGCUGAUGCCCUAAAAUAUCAGACAACUUUAAAAAAAAUUUUUUAAACAAAGUCGAAUUACGACUUUGCAGGUAUUGCUCCUUCAAAUCUAGUUGGACUGGAGAACAUGACCACGAGCGGUCAGCAAACUACUGCAACGCCAGGGCCUCUAGACCUGAGGACUAAACGUCGACAUGGAAAAGUCAGCGAGGAGGAUGGAGUGAAUCAUUCUGAGUCUGAGAAGGCCCAGAGUCGCAAUGGUAACUCCAUGGACAAUGCCAAGGUGAAGGUUGAAGAAAUGUUUGUUCAUUCGCAAGGGGGCUCUGGCAACAGCAAUGGUACAAGAGAAGCAGCCAUCGAGCCUCAGCAUCCUUCUAGGUCAACGGCAGUGCCAAGUGUCAAUGAGAGGGCAUUGAAAACAGACCCGAGUCUGGGAAAUAAUGACUGUCCUAUGACGCUUGAUCCUAGGUCUGCAUCGCUCUCUGGAACUUCGUCCUUAAAAUGUGAAACUGACGGCAGCACUGCAGCAAACUGUGAGUCAAGGACAAUGGACCAAUCCGUCUCGAAGCUUCCUUUCAGAAAGCGCCCGUUUCCUGCUGGACAAGAAACGAACGGUCCAUCGAGGACGCCCCCCGGGAGUGAACUCCGCCGGCCCCCCGGGAGUGACGAAGGUGCGAGCCGCUGUCCGGCGAAACAAUCGAGACGAAGCGCGCCCGAGUCCUUGGGCACCCGGCCUCAGGCGCAGCCGCAGCCUGUCCCUGUGAAUGGAGCGCUGCCUAUGGACCCGUAUCGCCAUAUACCGACAAUCGCAUCAUAUUUGCCUUACCACGGUUACACAGUCUUCCCCGCCCCCGGCCUGUUCAUCAAUAUGCCCGUCACCCCCCUACCGUUCCCCGUCCCCCCGCCGACAGAGCUGGACCACCUGUCCAUAGAUGUGGUGACAUGGCAGGACGAGGAUGGUGAUACGGCUCUCCACAUUGCAGUAGUACAGGAGCAGGAAGAUCUAGUUCACAGACUGAUCUACACUCUGGUCCAGGCUCACAAAGAUCUGGACGUAUACAACAACCUGAGACAGACGCCGCUGCACUUGGCUGUGAUCACCAACCAGGCGGGCCUGGUGGAGGUGCUGUUGCGGGCGGGGUCGGACCCCGGGGCGCUGGACCGGCACGGACAGACGGCGGCCCACCUGUGCUGCGAGCACGGCCUGCGCGGGUGCCUGGAGCGGGUGCUCACCCAUCCCUCCACCCUCCUCUGCCUGGAAGCCCGCAACUACGAGGGACUGACGCCUCUCCACCUGGCUGUUCAGAAUGGGAACAAGAAACUGGUCAAGCUGCUGCUUAACAGCAGAGCUGACAUCGAUGCUGUGGACAUAAAGAGUGGUCGCAGCCCCCUCAUCCACGCAGUGGAAAACAACAACAUAGAGAUGGUCAUCUUCCUCCUCGAGAACGGCUGCAACGUGAAUGCGCAGUCCUACAGCGGGAACACGGCCCUGCACAGCGCCUGUGGGCGGGGCCAGGUGGAGGUGGUCCGGCUCCUCCUCAGGAACGGGGCCGAUAGCAGCCUGAAGAACUACCACAACGACACCGCCCUCAUGGUGGCCAAGAACAAGAAGGUGACAGAUGUGCUGCGUGGGAAAGGGUCCCGUAGCCAGAACCCGAAACCGCUGGAGGGUUCUUCUGAGCCCCCCUCCCCACACAGAUGCACACCACUUUCUCAACAACAUAGUGCUAAUGGAACUCCAGUUCCAUCUCCGAGCCACACCCACCAUCGCUCCCCAUUAGCCACCCACAGUGCCUCCCACAGUGCCUCCCACUCUCCAAGUGCUCCUCCUUUCACACAAUCAACUGAGAGCCAGCCUGGAGAAAAAGAACAACAACUGCAGUCUGUGGUUGUGCACCCCAGCAUGACAGGAGACCACAGUCAGAGGCUGCUCUUCCAAAGUAUGCCUGUUCCACCAGUGUGCAACCCCUACCCAUCUUCCAUAUCAGAUUGUCACAUGAGUGCAAUUAUUCCCAGUUACAGGUAUAAUUUACAUGACCAAAUGACAACAGUUUCCGUGAGAACCUGUUAUGGCCCAGACAACCUCCCCUACCUAGUCACUCAUCAUGCCUCACGAUUUAACCAUGGCCAAUCCCGUCCCUCCAGCCACUGCAGUGACCAAUCAGAUGCAUCUACCAUGAGCAUUAGCAGUGACGGGAAAGGUGAAAGUUGACCUUGGCUAAGAGUAACAGUUGACAGGAGCUUUGAAUCCAUUCACUUACCUCAGUUUACAGAAUUUGUAAUGCGGCACUGUGAACACGUGUUCUUAGAAUGCUACAUUCCAUGCACAGGGAUGUUUUCUGUUUUGUUUUGUUUUGUUUUGUUUUGUUUUGUUUUGUUUUGUUUAGCUACUUAGGGACUGAGUCAGGAAGGAUUUGAUCAAAAAGCAAAUGCGUUCAGAAAAUGACUCUGAUGUCAUGACUGAACGCCAGACAGAAUUUGGUCGGAUAGUAUCAGACUUGAAGGACGUACCACUGAAGAAGGUUAAUGUAGCCUAAAUGGAGCUUGUCUGCAUUGGCAGCAGUUACAUCAUGUGAUUUAGGCUACAUGUAAACCUGCUGUAUGUCCAGUGUAUGCACAGAAUUCAGAAGAACAUUUUCACAUGCUCCCUGUAUUUAUUUCUAGAACCUCACAUGUUGAUAUUUUGUGUUUAAUAUGUAACCUUGGUUUUUUUUUUUUUUUUUUUAAACAUGAUUUUUACAGCCCACAUGAUAUAAAGAGGUGCACUGCAUUGAGACUGAACAAUAUUUGUCACGCAUAUGAUAAAUGAGUUGAAACUUGCCUUCAUUAAAGCCUUAAAAUUAUCCAUUAAAAUGUAUUGGUCAGACCAAGGGAUCUCUUAUUUAUUUGUAUACCAAAUUCCAAAAUUAUUACAAUUUUUUAAAUUACAUUCCAUACAUUUGUAUUCUUUAUACAAAUUGUGUAAAGGUUGUAGCUAAUUUUAUUACUGUGUGUGAAUAUGCAUAUAUUUGAAAUGACUUGAGAAUAAAUAUUUUUUAUUACAUAAAAA